Molecule: messenger RNA, 754 nt
Organism: Schistocerca piceifrons (Central American locust)
Lineage: Eukaryota; Metazoa; Arthropoda; Insecta; Orthoptera; Acrididae
Exons: 5
Coding region: 368-673 (101 amino acids)
Source: RefSeq, a predicted model, not a curated record
AGACAACUGAAGCCAAGACUUACAUUUGCUUGCAAACGUCUAAUGGAAAAGGUAUUGUAUGGAAUACAAUAGUGGAGAGUUGUACCUCAGAGAAGAAAUUCUGUAACAGUACAAUUUCUUGUUAAGAUUGUAAUGGUAAAUCUACAACAAACGUUACGCAAGACAUCACCUAAUUGGUCAUAUCCUGUAAGGUAGAUGGGAAAGAAGAAAUUUUUGUGAAGAUUAUUUUUCACUAGUCACUAUGGCAUGAAUGAAAACUCAGCCUGGCAUCAGAGGACACAUUGCUUCUGUCAUUUUGAGCCCUUGUGGAAUCUUUCCUGCAAAUAUGGUCAUGCUUUGGCUGCUCUAUGACCAUUUGACAUGAAUCAUGCUCUCUCAUAAGAAGAUAUGGAGCAAAGUCAUUCUCCAUUACCCUCACUGUCUUAUGGCAUGCACCCAGAUGAUACCACAAUGUUCGUGGCUAAGGACGAUCCAACAGUUACCAAGAAGCCAUCUGUCUCCAAUUGAUUGGGAUGACAAUAGUAACCUUAAGGAGCUCAGGAAAUUUUCCAGCUGUAAAAGUACUAUUGAUCAGAAAGAGAUGUUCAUUGAUGGCUGCAGAAAACUGACGCUGACUCAAUUUCCCCUGGUGACAGGCGAUAUUAAAGUUCUUAUUUUCAACCGUGUAGAUUAAAGAGUGCAACUAUCCAUUAGUCUCCUUGGUAGAAAAAUGUGACAGAGUGAAAAUGACCUGUGUCACUGGUGAUACAGUUGA